CAAAGAAAAACCAACAUACCGACAAUCCCUAGCGGCUAAGGAUAUAAAGCCUAAAGACAAAUCGUCUCCUGAGAUCAUUGAACAAAUCACAACAACUACACCUCGGGAGAAAUCGUUUUCCUUGGUGAAAGCUCAACUUGCAAACAUUGAAGCAGAAUUUACAAUGUAUCGAGAGAACAAUGAUCAAACAAUGUCACAGCUAUUCAAGUUGAUAGAAAAGAAAGACGAACAGAUAAACGCUCUGAAAAAUGAUAUUUGCAAGCUAAAAUCGACUGACAAAGAGCAGCAACAAGUUCUCAGUGAUCUCACUGUAGAACACUUAAAAAUGGAACAAGAUAUUGAAGCCUUAAAUAAAAGAUGUCAAAAAACAGAGGAAAAGAACUUGAGCUUGUUAAAAUCAUUAAACAAGAAAGAAAAAGAAUCGGAAUGCGAAGAUCUUUCUUGGGCCUCCAUGUCUGCCAAGACUGCCACCCUUCCACCUUCAGGCAACACCUACACCAUACCCACAUCAAACAGUUAUGAAGCCCUUUUCAAUGAAGAGUGUGAAAACAAUACCAGCAAUGAUACUAAAAAAGAGAACAAAAGCCAAAAACCAACUCCUCAAACAAAAAACCAAGAACCAGAGAACGAAAACCCAGCUAUACCACCACAAAAUCAUACCAAUACUGCGGAAACCAUCAUCUUAUGCGACAGUAACGGACGAUAUCUUAAACCAAAAUUACUCUGCCCAAAUACAACAACUAGCUAUAUUCGUUGUCCAACAUUAACAAAAGCUAGACAAAUAAUCACUACCUUUACUGAUCCAAAAAAUUUUAUUUUACAUUGUGGAACCAAUGACAUCGAACACCUCCAACCUGAGCAAAAUCUUGACAAGGCGAUUGAAGAUAUUGUUGGUCUAGUCAAAGAAAAACAUCCCGAAUGCCGAGUGAUUAUCUCUGGUUUACUUCCAAGAAGAGAUGAACUAAAUAAAAAUAUCACCUCUAUCAACAAUGGAAUAGAAAAAGUCCUAGAAAACACACCAAAUACCUCCUUCAUCCACCACGAAAACAUCAGCACAGAGAAGGACUUCUACGAUAACAAGCACCUUAACGAAAGAGGAGUAAAUUCUUUGCGAAAAACAUUAAGGGUGCUUACUUCAACACAAAGCCAAAGAAGAUGCCCUAUAUAA
This is a messenger RNA of Paramuricea clavata, 1168 nucleotides long. NCBI's taxonomy places the organism in Eukaryota, Metazoa, Cnidaria, Anthozoa, Malacalcyonacea, Plexauridae. The record is from the annotation of a GenBank genome assembly.